GCAGUCAAGUCCGUUUUGCGCACGCGCGUGUUUUGUUUACAUCGUGAACUAUUAUAUAUAUUUUACAUGACGUUUUCCGCCUAUUACUUCCGGUUUUCACGAAAUUUGAGAAUGUUGAAAAUUAAGCGCGUCUCUGUUAUCAAUUGUAUGAAAUUUGCAUACUAUACGGUGUCGAUUUCAUAUCUUCUGAUUUCUACACUGUUGGACAGCGAUUUUUUUCUACACCGUUGAAUUGGACAAUAUUACUUGUCGAUAUGGACGAAAGUUUGGACGUUGGGGAUGCAGAGCGAUUACAAAUUGAAGGGAUUGCCCAGGUCGCUAACUUAGAUGAUAAUACAACGUGUUCCUGCGGUGGUAUGUGUUUGCGCGAAAUAGGACGAAAUGCUUGCCCAUGCAAAACGGCGAGACAGUAUUGCAGUUUAGCGUGCCACGAUGGACUAUCGUUUACGUGUAGGAAUCGCCGUCAUUACAUCGAAAGCGAUUCAGAUUCAUCUGAAGAAUACGAGGACAAUGAAAGUGAAUUACAAGACGUGUCCAGUGACUCUGUCCAAACAAGGUCUAGAGGUAGAUCAGCAAAACGUGUGCGAACUAGCGGGGCGAGUGGAAGCGAGGAUGAAGGACAGGCCACCGAAAAUCGAGGCAGAGGUCGAGGUCGUGGGAGAGGUCGAGGAAGAGGUCGUGGUCGAGGAAGAGGUCGGGCAAGAGGUCGCGGAAGAGGUCGGGGUAGAGGUCGAGAAAGUGGUAGGGGAAGAGGUCGAGGGAGAUUAGUCGAGGAAGGCGACUCUCAACAACGCGUUAUGGCUCAUGACCAACAACUGCAGGACUUGGUUGCACAACUUGAUGAGGCAGCAGUAAGGAGAUUGGCAUUGGAACUCCUGAGAAGACAGCCAGCAGCGUUUGCUGACUUGGUUGAUGGAGAGUUGGCAAACCCAGGAGGUGAGCAAGCUCCACCACAGCCUAACCCCCCACCAGCACAAGCUCCACCACAGCCUAACCCCCCACCAGCAGAUAGUCCAGACUGGUGCUUUUGUGGUUGUUGCAUCCCAAUGCCAACACAAGAAGAAAACAAAUGUUGCUGCCGUAGAGUAAUGCCUUGUAUUACAACCAGUCCACUUUUCCUCCAACUGGUUUUGGAUGGCAAUGUACUAGACAUUGCUAUGAGGUACAGAGAGGAUGUACUUGUAGCUGACCAUGCAAGAAAUAACGAAAACUUUCGUCAUGCUGCUUAUAGACAGUACGUUUUAUGGCAAUAUGGACGUCUAGGCAGAGGUAACAGAGUUGUUGUGCCAAGUUGCUGUGUGCUGAAAAUAAGAGCGAGGUAUCCUUCACCAAAUGGAUUGUAUGUAGGAUUCAGGCCAGCUAGACUUUGA
Messenger RNA from Dendronephthya gigantea, 1370 nucleotides. RefSeq lists its product as uncharacterized. NCBI's taxonomy places the organism in Eukaryota, Metazoa, Cnidaria, Anthozoa, Malacalcyonacea, Nephtheidae. The coding region runs from base 255 to 1370 and encodes 371 amino acids. The transcript is spliced from 3 exons. The record is from RefSeq and is a predicted model, not a curated record.